UUACCCACAAGCCUCUGUGCCCCGGUGCGGGCAGGAAGAGGGCAGCCGGGUCCAGCGCCUGCCCAGGAGGUCGGGGUGCCUUCUGAGCCGGACGCGGACGCUGCUCGGCACCCCCUAAGCCCCCAGUGCUUGCAGCCUGGCAGCCUUCUUUCUCUCAGAGGGGCAGCAGGGGAGACUGCCAGCCCUGGCUCAGACUCUCGUCCUAAAGUGCAGCCCCUUGUCGGGACUCCGGGGGCCGGGCGCUCUGCUGACAGCUGUCAGAGUGACAGCGACUCCCGAACCCGAGCACUCCCUGCUCUGCGUAACCUCGUCCGGCUCCUUAGGGUCUUCCUAACGUCUAGGAAUUGUAGAGCAGGGUCACUCGAGUACCAUAUGGCGUCUAGUACGUGCUGCCGUUUAGCUCGAUGAGAGAAAGGGAAAGUUAAGGAUGCUGGAGCAGAACAAUGGAUUUCUCUUUCUCUUUCAUGCAAGGGAUCAUGGGAAACACAAUUCAGCAACCACCUCAACUCAUUGACUCCGCCAACAUCCGCCAGGAGGAUGCCUUUGAUAAUAGCAGUGACAUUGUUGAAGAUGGUGGCCACACACCCUUCGAAGCUACUUUGCAGCAAGGUUUUCAGUAUCCACCUACAGCAGAAGACCUUCCUCCACUCACAAAUGGCUACCCACCGUCGAUCAGCUUGUAUGAAACACAGACCAAAUACCCGCCAUAUAAUCAGUAUCCCAAUGGGUCAGCCAACGGUUUUGGUGCAGUUAGAAACUUUAGCCCCACUGACUAUUACCAUUCAGAAAUUCCAAACACACGACCACACGAAAUUCUGGAAAAACCUUCUCCUCCACAGCCGCCACCCCCUCCUUCGGUACCACAAACUGUAAUUCCAAAGAAGACAGGCUCACCUGAGAUUAAACUAAAAAUAACCAAAACUAUCCAGAAUGGCAGGGAAUUGUUUGAGUCCUCCCUUUGUGGAGACCUUUUAAAUGAAGUACAGGCAAGUGAGCACACCAAGUCAAAGCAUGAAAGCAGAAAGGAAAAGAGGAAAAAAAGCAACAAACAUGAGGCGUCCAGAUCCGAAGAGCGCAAGUCACACAAAAUCCCCAAAUUAGAACCAGAGGGACAGAAUAGACCAAAUGAGAGAGUGGAUACUGCACCAGAAAAGCCAAGAGAAGAGCCAGUGCUCAAAGAGGCCGUCCCGGUUCAGCCAGUACUGUCUUCUGUUCCAACAACAGAAGUGUCCACUGGUGUUAAGUUCCAGGUUGGUGAUCUUGUUUGGUCCAAGGUGGGAACCUAUCCUUGGUGGCCUUGUAUGGUUUCAAGUGACCCCCAGCUUGAAGUCCAUACCAAAAUUAAUACAAGAGGUGCCCGGGAAUAUCAUGUACAAUUUUUUAGCAACCAGCCAGAGAGGGCAUGGGUUCAUGAGAAACGGGUACGGGAGUAUAAAGGUCACGAACAGUAUGAAGAGUUACUAGCUGAGGCAACCAAACAAGCCAGCAACCACUCGGAAAAACAGAAGAUUCGGAAACCCCGGCCUCAGAGAGAACGUGCCCAGUGGGAUAUUGGCAUUGCUCAUGCAGAGAAAGCAUUGAAAAUGACUCGAGAAGAAAGAGUAGAGCAGUAUACUUUCAUCUAUAUUGACAAGCAGCCUGAAGAGGCUUCAUCCCAAGCAAAGAAGAAUGUUACCUCCAAGACCGAAGUUAAGAAACCCCGAAGACCAAGAUCUGUACUGAAUAGUCAGCCAGAACAGACCAAUGCUGGGGAGGUAGCCUCCCCACAAUCAAGUACUGACCUUCGGAGGCAGAGCCAGAGGCGGCAUGCCAGCGUGGAAGAGGAAGAGCCACCUCCUGCUAAAAUACCCUGGAAAACUGCCGCAGCCAGGAAGUCCUUACCUGCUUCCAUCACAGUGCACAAAGGGAGCCUAGACUUGCAGAAGUGUAAUAUGUCUCCAGUUGUGAAAAUUGAACAAGUGUUUGCUCUUCAGAAUGCGACAGGAGAUGGGAAGUUUAUUGAUCAGUUUGUUUAUUCAACGAAGGGAAUUGGUAACAAAACAGAAAUAAGUGUCAGGGGGCAAGACAGGCUUAUAAUCUCUUCACCAAGUCAGAAAAAUGAGAAGUCAACCCAGAACGUGUCAUCUCCUGAGGCAACGUCUGGUUCUGCAGGCCCAGUAGAAAAGAAACAGCAAAGAAGAUCAAUCAGGACUCGAUCUGAAUCAGAGAAAUCCACCGAGGUUGUGCCAAAGAAGAAGAUCAAAAAGGAGCAGGUUGACACAGCGCCGCAGGCUUCCCUGAAGACUGGAUUACAGAAAGGUGCCAGCGAGAUUUCAGAUUCCUGUAAGCCUCUAAAGAAAAGGAGUCGCGCCUCGACUGACGUAGACACUGCUAACUCCGCAUACAGAGACACUUCUGACUCCGAUUCCCGAGGAUUGAGUGAUCUGCAGGGAGGCUUUGAGAAAGAAGACAGCCCUUCCGCUGCUGCAGAUGCAGACGCUUCUGACUCGCAGUCAGUGGACUCCAGCCUGUCUCGGAGAGGCGUUGGCACGAGUAAGAAGGACAGUGUGUGUCAGGUCUGUGAAAGCACUGGCGACUCCCUGGUCUCUUGUGAAGGGGAGUGCUGCAGACACUUUCACGUGGAGUGCCUGGGGCUGUCUGCAGCCCCGGAGGGAAGGUUCAUCUGUGAGGAGUGUGAAACAGGGCAGCACCCAUGUUUCUCAUGUAAAGUGUCUGGUAAGGAUGUGAAGCGCUGUUCUGUCAGUGUUUGCGGGAAGUUUUAUCAUGAAGCCUGUGUCCGAAAAUUCCCCACUGCCAUCUUCGAGUCAAAGGGAUUCCGCUGUCCCCAGCACUGCUGCUCUUCCUGCUGUAUGGAGAGAGACAUCUACAAAGCCUGUAAAGGACGGAUGAUGAAGUGCUUGAGAUGUCCAGUCGCCUAUCACGUUGGGGAUGCCUGUGUCGCUGCUGGAAGCGUCUCCGUGUCCUCCCACAUUCUCAUCUGUAGUAACCAUUCCAAACGGAGUAGCCAUUCUUCUGCUGUAAACGUAGGCUUUUGUUUCGUUUGUGCCAGAGGGCUGGUAGUUCAGGACCAUUCAGACCCCAUGUUCAGUUCCUAUGCCUAUAAGUCCCACUACCUACUGAACGAAUCAAACCGUGCUGAGUUGAUGAAAUCACCUAUGAUUCCUUCUUCGUCAGCUUCCAAAAAGAAAUGUGAGAAAGGCGGGAAGCUGCUCUGCUGCGAGUCGUGCCCGGCUGCCUUCCACCCAGAAUGCCUGAGCAUAGACAUGCCGCAAGGCUGCUGGAACUGCAAUGACUGCAGCGCCGGCAGGAAGCUGCACUACAAGCAGAUCGUUUGGGUCAAGUUGGGAAACUACAGAUGGUGGCCUGCAGAGAUCUGCAGUCCCAGGUCUGUGCCGUUGAACAUCCAGGGCCUUAGGCAUGACCUGGGGGACUUUCCCGUGUUCUUCUUUGGUUCUCAUGACUACUACUGGGUUCACCAAGGCAGAGUGUUCCCUUAUGUGGAAGGAGACAAAAGCUUUGCUGAGGGACAGACUAGCAUUAACAAGACCUUCAAGAAAGCACUGGAAGAAGCUGCAAAGCGUUUCCUGGAGCUGAAAGCACAGCGAGAAAGUAAGGAAGCUCUGGAGAUGGAGAAGACCUCAAGGAAACCCCCUCCCUACAAACACAUCAAGGCUAACAAAGUAGUAGGAAAGGUCCCAAUCCAGGUAGCCGACCUGUCGGAGAUUCCCCGCUGUAACUGCAAGCCUGCGGAUGAAAACCCUUGUGGCUUGGAGUCGGAGUGUCUGAACAGGAUGUCACAGUAUGAGUGUCACCCGCAAGUGUGCCCUGCCGGGGCUCGCUGUCAGAACCAGUGCUUCACCAAGAGGCUGUACCCCGAAGCAGAGGUCAUCAGAACGGAGCGGAGAGGCUGGGGCCUCAGGACCAUGAGGAACAUUAAGAAGGGUGAAUUUGUAAAUGAAUAUGUUGGUGAAGUAAUUGAUGAAGAAGAAUGCAGACUUCGAAUCAAGCGAGCACACGAGAACAGUGUAACUAAUUUUUAUAUGUUAACUGUUACCAAGGACCGGAUAAUUGAUGCUGGACCAAAAGGAAAUUACUCUCGUUUCAUGAACCACAGUUGUAAUCCAAACUGUGAGACCCAGAAGUGGACAGUAAAUGGGGAUGUUCGAGUUGGGCUGUUUGCUCUUUGUGAUAUCCCUGCAGGAAUGGAGUUGACAUUUAAUUACAACCUGGACUGUCUGGGCAAUGGCAGGACAGUGUGCCACUGUGGAUCAGAUAACUGCAGUGGCUUUCUAGGAGUGCGACCGAAGUCUGCAUUCGCAUCCACAGCUGAUGAGAAGACAAAAAAUGCCAAGUUAAAGAAAAGACGGAAACUCAAAACAGAGCCGAAGCAGAUCCACGAGGAUUACUGUUUUCAGUGUGGAGACGGGGGCGAGUUGGUCAUGUGUGACAAAAGGGACUGUCCCAAAGCAUACCACCUCCUCUGCCUUAACCUGACUCAGCCUCCAUACGGAAAGUGGGAGUGUCCGUGGCACCAGUGUGAUGAGUGUGGCAAGGCAGCCGUCUCCUUCUGUGAAUUCUGUCCACACUCAUUCUGCAAAGCUCAUGGAAAGGGGGCGCUGGUGCCCUCUGCAUUUGAAGGUCGUCUCUGCUGCUCCGACCACAACCCCGCAUCUCCUGUGUCACCAGAAUAUUGGAACAAGAUCAAAAGUAAAUGGGAAUCACAAGAUCAUGGAGAGGAAGUGAAAGAAUGAGUGGUGGUGAUUCCCUCGCCUGCUGUUCUAAACGGAAGAAGCAAAGAGAUGAUGCAUCUAAAACCAAGUGAUGCUGCCUCUGCCCUCGGACUGCCUUAGACAGGGAAGCUGAAACCCGUUCACACGGCUAAGCAGGUGCUGCCUGGUCUCUCCAGUUUGUUUUGUUGCUUUGGGGAUAAUUUUGUGGACAGUGAAAUUCCCUUGGUCUUUUCUGCCUUUUAUUGUGCUUCAGUGUCUUGGCAACUACCGGAAGAGGUGUCUUCAUUUUCAAAGUUGAGAGAAAGGGAGAGAGAGAGAGAAAAGGAAGUUCUGUUGGUAAGAUCAGUGUCAAGCCCAAGAUGCAGUCCUUGGUCGUAUAAAGCAAAAUUAGCCAUUCCUUUAUUUAUUUUCAUUUUUAGGAAUUGUGAGAAGUGUAGCUCAAACAAUCUAACCUCCGUGUGUGUGUGUGUGUGUGUGUGUGUAUGUGUCUACCUUUAUAUACCUCUUUACUGAGCCGUAGAUAGGCUAACUUCUCUUUCCUUCUUCCCUUGCCUUCUCUAGUCCCAGAGAAGGCUCUGGCCAGUACUCAGUCUGGCCUCGUGGAAACAAACGCCUUGACAGCUUUUACCUCUGUGGUCUUUAACUAGGUGGGCUUCGUGGUGCAGUAACUACCUAGAAGUUAGGUAGAGGUGUGUAGGGCUCUGUCCAGGAGGGAGGAGGGACUGAAUGCAGCCCUGAUUAUGAGUGUCACCGUUUACAGAUUUUCCUGUGCGGUGUGUGUGUGAGGACAUGAGCACUCUUUGCUGUCACCCUGACAUUGGCAAGUGAUAAAGACCGAGGAAGGCACAGACCAAAAGUUGGGGCAUAUAUACACCAUUUUCUGACCACUUAGUGUAGACUCCAGUCUUACUUAGAAUUUAAGGGCAUUUUAUUUUCUGUCUUUCCUUCUGCCAAUCAUGUUUGCUUUGCCAGCUGAUGACUCAGUCAUGUUUCCUGGUAGAGCUAUGUAAUUGAACCGGAAUUAUUUUUUAAGAGUUUUUUUUUUUUUUUUUCAGUUGAUAUCCUAACUUGGGGAUGGUGAAAGCAGACAGAGACAUCCUUGGGUUAUAUGUAAACAGUAUCUUCUUAGUAUUAUGCAGUGCUUAAAAUUGUCCCCAUCGAAGAGGGGGAGAACUUUACAGGAUAUGUAAGAACCACAAGGACGCACUUCAUCUUAAAAAGCACUUGAGAAUGCUCACUCCCAAGAAAGCCAGUGUUCACAGACAUGGCUGUGAUGUUUGAUUAGUACAGACCUGAGCAUACCAAGGUGUCUGCCCACAGAAUUCCCUUGCAUCUAGCACUUAGGAAUAUUCCAAGUAUUAAUACUAUUCCAGUAUUACCUGUAUGAAAUCCUGUGAGACACGGGAACACUGGACUAAGAAGACGUCUAGUGUUACUAUCAAACAUGAACUUCCUCAGUGAGUUUUCAUGGCUUAGCCUCCUCAAGAACUUAGUACUUCUUUAACAGGGUGGAGAUGUUCUCCGGCACCCUGGAAUUGUGUCAAGUGUGUUUGCUCCUUUUUUAAUUUUUUUACAGAUCAAUUCAGAUCUCUUUCUCUGGAUGAAAGAGCAAUUCUGUGCCUCUUUUUUAUAUGUAAAUGUGCAAUUUCUAGACAGCAGACAGACACUACAGUUUCCCUCUCUAAGCUCCUAACUGCCUCUCCUAGAGGAGCAACCCUAGUCAUUCUGCAGUGAGACGAGCUCCUGAGAGGAGGGCAGGAUGCUGCACCCCAGUCAGACAACUGACGUGAAGCACAGCCAUGCAAACACUACUCUUCAACAAUUAUGAAAUUUGAUGUCCUUUGAAACAAUAUGAAUAUCUGGGUUUUAUCAUACUAAAAUAUUAUUUUAUACAAACAUGCUAAACAUUUUUAAACACACUGAUAAGGGAUUUUCUUUGAUAUUCCAAAUGUAACUCUUUUGCGAACAGUGUCCAAUAUGAAAUUGUAUCUUCUUUCUUUUUUGACCUUAUGCUUUUUUCGUAUAGGACCACUUUUCUAUAGCAAGGCCUAGGGUGCAUCAUGUAUUUCUAAACACCUUAGGUUGACCUGUCUCUGUUCCGCUCCUUUGGGUAGCAUGUUUGUUUUUCUGUCUUUAAAGAGCUUCGCAAAGACUUCUCAACUCUUUUCUUCUUUGAUGACUAAUAGGAUUGUUCUGCUGUUUCACAAGUGUGGUUCAAAAUAGUUGAGCAUGGCCCAGAGGCUUUCAAUGCUCCAAACUUGGCACCUUCCUGUGCCAUUGUGGCCCAGGUCUGUCUUAGAGUUGAGGGUGAAGAAAGCAGAAGGCUCGCGGACUGUAAGUAUACAUACGCCGUGCUUUCCUGUCCUACGUCAGAGCACAUUCCAGAGGGCACCGUGCCUACUCACAGUCUGGAGCUGGUAUUCAUCAGCCUUGAAAUCUGUAUGUGGAAUGCAGUAUUUGGGGUUGGUUUUAUUCAGUCCAGAAAUGAAAGCCCUUGAAGCAGUGUGGGCUAACAUUGGUGGUGUUUCAAAUCUCGUUCUGAAUCUUUGGAGGAAGAAGAGAAACUGGAUUGUAAUAGCUAGAGAUGAUGUCACGAAGCCACCACAGGCCCCGUGCUGUGGAGGCCACUCUGGGCUACCAGGAUGGCUGCCUGUGCAUGGCUUAGGAGGAAGAGGCCAGUGUGUGAAGCAGUCAUCCACUUCUUAAUCUCAUCAGUGUUGGAGAUCAGAAUGGAGUGGGUUUUAUCUUUACCUCUGCUCUACAAGCCCUAUCCAUUUUCAUUCUCAAAAUUUAUCUUCCCUAAGCUGUAGAAUAGACUGAGUUUGGGAACCAUGGGAACUUGGAGAUUUCUGUGUGUUGUAUAAAUAAUAAUAAUUAUAAUAAUAUAAUAUAAAUACAUAUAUAUAUCAAUGAGUUAGGAAGCUAUUUGAAACUAAAAAGAUGAUUGUGGAGGGAGGACUGCAGCCAGCUGUGUUUGCUGUAAGUGAUGUGGACUAGAGACACUGAGUGUCUGUGGUCAUGCAAAACACGCAGAUGGGCUGGUGACAGCUUUCCUGAAAUAGUUUCUUUCCUGAGUUCUUUCUUAGUGAUAAGUUCUGUUAGACCUACAGGCUGUCUCAUCUGUCAUCUAUUCAGAAUGUAGAGCCAGGCUCCCCGGGGCCGGCUGCUUCUCUGUCGUUUUGUUUUUAAAUCGCACGCUCCUCUUGUGGCAUCCAUUCAUGCAAAGCUGAGAUGCUUCCAGCUGCAUAUCAUGUCCUAGUCGGGGAGGAAAGCACAUGGCCUUUGAGUGUCACAGCUCGGGAAAUGUGUGGUUCUCUUGCCCCUCAUGCAUCCACAGGCGCCGAGCAGUUGCUUUCUUACUUGACCUGAAUUAUUUCCACAUAGCUUUGCACCUGACCUCCUCCUCCUCUUCUGCUGAGUUACUGUGGACAGCAUAGGAAGUGACCAAAUGGAAAGUUUCUCCACGAAGGACCACCCACCCUUGGCCUCUGGUUGCUUGUAAACAAAAAGAAGACCUUGGUCCAUUUUCAGUUGGAUUAGCAAAUACUGAAAAAACAUCACCAAGUUCUGCCUUGGGUGGGGUGCUGGGGGUCUGGGAGAAAGGGUGUACGGGAGCAGGGAGGAGAUGGAGUUCAUCACAGGCACAGUGCGGUUCCCAUGACACUGGCACCUCUGCCUCAUUGAUUCAGGCUCUUCACGCACUUGGCUCUUUAGAGUCUUACUACAAUUCCUUUUUACAAUCAUGGCGUGGAAACCAUCGCUCUAUUCUGUCAAAGUAAAGUUCUUCCCAUGAGAUCACAGGUAUCUUAGAUUUACUGGCACCAUUGACGGAGAGACUACUGCAUGAGAGAGCAGCAGCGUCUUUAGAAAUUAGUUCCUAUUUUUGUUUUGUCUUUUUGUUUGUUUGCCUCACCCCCAAGUGUCACUUGUUUUAAUAUAUGCCUGGGUGUGGGGGGCAUUUGCAUUUAUGCUGAAAAUGCUAUGUGAGACCCUUGUUUCAAAACCAUUUCUGCCAGGCAUGGUUGCGCGUACCUUUAAUCCCAGCACUCCAGAAGCAGAGGCAGGCGUGUGCCUAUGAGUUCAAGAAUUACAUGGUGAAUUCCAGGACAGCUAGGACUAUGUAGAGACCCUGUCUCAAAAAGAAAAAAAAAAAAAGAAAAAAAAAUAUGUUGUUUGGCUUUUGUCUAGCCAUUGCAAAAAUGGCAAAUGUGAGCACUUGUACCUGUGUGGGGGAGGGGGGAGAAAAGUAUUGCUUGUCCUUUAGUAGGCUCUGAAAGUCAUUACCGUCUAAGUUAAAGGGAAAAUAGAAAUUGCCAAAGUCAGUAUUCAGUCCUUGGUUUUCUUGUGACUUCGCUAGUCUGCUGAGGGAUGAGAAGCACUUCCAGCUUCCUCUGUCUUUCCCCUGCCUGCUGACAGAGCCUCAGUGUGUGCAAAUCCAGUUUGCCUAGAUAGGGAUUCCUGUCAGCUAAAAGAACGGGGGAAUUUUACACUUACUUUUAUUGUCAGCUAACAUCUCAUUUUUUGUUCUGUGCCCUAUGGUAACUUUACUGCCAAUAAUAACCAAGAUGCUAACUGAUUACAACUGGCUAAAAAGAUCUUUUUAUAUACAAAGAUUUGUGUAUAUUUUGAAUUGAUAUGGCAUUCAUUUGUGUCGAUUUGAAUAUUAUACAAUAAACAAUUACCUGCAGAUUCUGUCUUCAUUCUGUGUUCUUUGAAUAGUGUUCUUUACAGAUUGUUUAUAUCUGUAUUUACUGUAAUGAACUUUGUAGAUCCUGUGAAAUAUUAUUUUGCUUAAACCACUUGAGUCCUUAAUAUCCAAGCAUCGACCUUCACUGGUCAGUCUCAGUUUCUGUGACUUGGCCAGGAGCUCCUAACACUAAGGGAUUAGUGCUAAUUUUCCCUGGGGGUAUCCUACUAGGGCAUUACUGUAUAAUGACUUUGAAACAUAGUUUAAGGAUUUUGUUGAUUGACCAAUGUCUUAUUGCAAAGUAUGAGCCUACCAACCUUGGUUGACCUGUGUAUUGACAGCUUACUGCUAACUAGUUGGCGUGUAUGUAGGAUUGCCUGUAAUAUUUAAACUCUUUCUGCUACGUGCUGGUGGGACAGUUUUGGUACAUUGUAUUUACUGAAAUUUUGCCUUUUUAAUUUUACAGAUACUUUAGAAUUCAAAUGUGUUUUCUGCUUCUGUAAGAAUGUGGAAACGUUUUUAAUGGCAUUCCAUUGGUUUCAGGUCUUGCUCGAGGUUGACUUGAAUAAACUGUCCUGUAUGUUCUAAUUAA
Molecule: messenger RNA, 10009 nt
Organism: Microtus ochrogaster (prairie vole)
Lineage: Eukaryota; Metazoa; Chordata; Mammalia; Rodentia; Cricetidae
Gene: Nsd3
Product: nuclear receptor binding SET domain protein 3
Cellular component (GO): nucleus
Molecular function (GO): histone methyltransferase activity
Source: RefSeq, a predicted model, not a curated record